Molecule: messenger RNA, 3480 nt
Organism: Fibroporia radiculosa
Lineage: Eukaryota; Fungi; Basidiomycota; Agaricomycetes; Polyporales; Fibroporiaceae
Exons: 22
Coding region: 1-3480 (1159 amino acids)
Biological process (GO): protein deubiquitination; regulation of protein stability
Cellular component (GO): cytosol; nucleus
Molecular function (GO): cysteine-type endopeptidase activity; protein binding; cysteine-type deubiquitinase activity
Source: RefSeq, a predicted model, not a curated record
AUGACUGAGGCGGAAAUUUACCACGAACUGCUGAGGCAAGCGGUCUGGGAGCGGCUCUCUCCGGACAAGACACAGCUGCGACUGGUGCUCAUCGACAUCUUCCCCGCCUUUGCUUUCGCUCCGCUUGUCAUGAGCGAUACAAUGGACGUCCUCGACGAGAAAGCCAAUGGGGGACCGCCCAUGGAAGUGGAGGAGGUCGUCUCGGUCCGUGAUCACAUUGCAUUCGCCGCGAAGCAUAUGCCAGACUUGGGUCACGACAUAAAGGAGUUCAAGGUUUUCACUUGGAAACUCACAAAUUGGAAAAAACUGGAGAAGAAGAUCACCAGUCCUGAGUUUGAGUGUGGUGGACACAAAUGGCGGAUAUUGUUGUUUCCUUUUGGUAAUUCCAACGCUCCACCAAAUGAUACCGUAUCAGUGUACCUCGACUAUGCUGAUCCUAAGAGAGCGCCUGAGGGAUGGCACGCAUGCGCACAGUUUGCUUUGGUCAUUUCUAACCCACAUGAUCCGACAAUAUACACCGUUAGUCAUGCACACCAUCGCUUUAUCGCUGAGGAAUGCGACUGGGGCUUCACACGAUUCAGCGAAUUGCGCAAGCUAUUCAGUGUUCAGGAGGGUCACACUAGGCCAACUAUUGAAGACGAGUCGGCGAGCGUGAGUGUCUUUGUCCGCGUACUGGAGGACCCGACUGGUGUUUUAUGGCACAACUUCGUCAACUACGACUCCAAAAAGGAAACAGGCUAUGUUGGGCUCAAGAACCAAGGUGCAACAUGUUAUAUGAACUCCUUGCUACAGUCGCUAUUUUGCACAAGAUAUUUUCGCAAGGCUGUUUAUCAAAUCCCUACGGAAGACGAUCACCCUACGGAGAGUGUCCCCUUGGCACUGCAGAGAGUGUUCUAUCAUUUGCAAACGUCAGACCAACCUGUCGGCACCACGGAGCUAACGAAGUCGUUCGGAUGGAAGUCAUUAGAUUCCUUCCUCCAACAUGAUGUGCAAGAGUUUAACCGCGUACUACAGGAUAAGCUUGAGAGUAAGAUGAAAGGCACAGCAGCGGAGGGUGCCGUGCAGAAGCUCUUUGUUGGUAAAAUGAAGAGUUACAUCAAGUGUGUCAAUGUAGAUUACGAAUCGUCGAGAAUCGAAGAGUUCAAUGACCUUCAGCUUAACGUCAAGGGGAUGAAGAAUCUGUACGAGUCUUUCAAGGACUAUGUAGCCGUGGAGACUUUGGAGGGUGAGAACAAAUAUCAAGCUGAAGGACUUGGCCUACAGGAGGCUAAGAAAGGCAUAAUAUUCCAAUCCUUCCCACCUGUUCUUCAUCUGCAGCUCAAACGAUUUGAGUAUGAUAUACAGCGGGAUGCUAUGGUCAAGAUCAAUGAUCGUCACGAAUUCCCUUUCGAAAUAGAUCUUGACGAAUUCCUCGAUGAAGCAGCGGAUCGAUCUGAACCCUGGGUUUACAAGUUGCAUGGUGUGCUGGUACAUUCAGGCGAUCUGCACGGUGGCCACUAUUUCGCGUUGAUAAAGCCCGACCGUGAAACGCGUUGGUUGAAGUUUGAUGAUGAUCGAGUAACUCCUGUGACAGACCGCGAGGUCCUGGAAGAGAACUACGGCGGCGAGGCGCUCAAUGGCGUGGUACCACCCAUGCAACGUAACCAGGUUCGUGCUCUGAAGCGAUUCACGAAUGCAUACAUGUUGGUGUACAUUCGUGAAUCGGCCAUCAAUGAAGUGCUGGCGCCGUUCAAAGAGGAUGACACGCCGCCUCACUUGAAGAAGCGUCUUGAUGAGGAGCGACUACAGCUCGAAGCCAAGAAGCGGGAGCGAGAAGAGCAACACUUGUAUCUCACCGCGAAGGUCAUCACGGACGAAACAUUUGCCCAUCAUGAAGGCUUUGAUUUGGCUACUUUUGAUGAGAGAAACUGGCCCUCAUCCGAUUUGCCCACUUUCCGUGUACUCAAGAGCGAAACAUAUAGCAUGUUCAAAAACCGUGUUGCCCAACAUUUUAACUAUCCUGAGAGUCAAAUUCGGUUGUGGGUGUUGGUUAACCGGCAGAAUAAAACUGUUCGACCAGACACCCACAUCCCGGAGAAUGAACCUGGUCUCACGGUUGAGGUCAUCCGGAAUAACAUGGCGGUCAGGCAGCAGAAUGACUUGAGACUCUAUUUAGAUGUUAUUCCUGAUCCCAAUAAGGCACAGUCGUCUCCAUUUUGGCGAUCUCCGGAUGUUCCUUCAGGAUCCAUCAUGGUUUUCUUGAAGCACUUUGAUACUACGAAGCAGACUUUGUACGGUGUUGGUAAGGUCCACGUACAACGGAGUAGCAAAGUCGGUGAUCUUGCUUCUCUCAUCAACGAGCGUAUGCGAUGGACCUCAACGACACCGCUGAAGCUAUAUGAGGAAAUCAAACCCGGCAUGAUAGAGCUCAUGAAACCAAGAAUGACUUUCACGCAAAGUGAAAUUCAGGACGGUGACAUUAUUUGCUUCCAGGUUGAGACCAACGAGAAGGAAAUCCACGAUCUUGAGAGCCAAGGACUUUACUCAAAUCCCACACAAUUCUAUGAUUUCUUGCAAAACCGUGUCAUGGUCAUGUUCCGGCCAAAGACUGAGGAACCAAGCCAUGACCACCCAGAGUUCAACCUUGUCCUCAGUAAGAAACAGAACUAUGAUGCCAUGUCAGCGAAGGUGGGUGAGUACCUAAGACAUGACCCAAUCAAGCUUCGCUUUACGACCACGCACGCCACAAACGGGACGCCAAAAUCUGUCCUGAAACGAUCGUUGAAUCCAAGCGUAUCAGAGAUUAUUUCUCCAUCGUAUGUCAACCCACAAACGACAGUAAUUCUCUAUGAGAAGCUCGACGUGAGCAUUGUCGAGUUGGAGACCAAGCGGAGUCUCAAGGUCACCUGGACGGGUAUCCACAACAAGGAGGAGUCGACGCAUCCGUUUCUACUUCCUAAGACAAGCAUGGUCCAUGACCUUGCGGAUCACCUUGCUAAGCAGGUUAAGCUGACCACUAGCGGUACGGGCAAGAUUAGAGUAUUCGAAGUUGCGAAAGACGGCAAGACACAGAAGGAAUUCACUGGGUCUGAGAUGAUCGGCAACAUUCCCGAUCCGGUCGAACUGUUUGCGGAGGAAGUUCCGAGCGAGGAACUGGAAGCUGAUGAUGCGGACAAAGUGAUCAGCGUGUUCCAUUUCUCUAAAGAGGUAUCGCGGACGCAUGGGGUGCCAUUCCGCUUCGUUGUGAAACCGAACGAGAAGUUUUCGGAGACGAAGAAGCGUCUACAAGCACGAAUAGGCGUUUCGGACAAGGAAUUCACCAAGUAUCGCUUCGCUCUCAUCCAAGUCGCAACAUUCAAACAACCAUCGUAUAUCGAAGACGACGAUACAAUUUACGACCACAAGUUCGCUCCAGAAGACGUCCUUGGCCUCGACCAUGUUGAUAAGUCAGGCAGGACAAGAGUAGGAGCAGGAGAGAAGGCGAUCGUCAUCAGAGGCUGA